Messenger RNA from Coniophora puteana RWD-64-598 SS2, 1447 nucleotides. RefSeq lists its product as uncharacterized. The transcript is spliced from 3 exons. Lineage: Eukaryota; Fungi; Basidiomycota; Agaricomycetes; Boletales; Coniophoraceae. The record is from RefSeq and is a predicted model, not a curated record. Bases 29 to 1147 code for a protein of 372 amino acids.
GUUAUCCCGUUGCUCUCCCAAACUUACAAUGGAAACGGGAAUGAUGUUCUCUACCUUGACCAUUGCAGGCGACGACAUUUCCAGUCCUGUCACACUGUCCAGAGAAGAAGACUUUCCAUCUCAUCGGUUUCAAGCUAGAUUCGGAAGAUGCACGAGGAAGCCAACAUGGCGCUCAUCCCAGGUACCCGAGACUGCUGGUCAUCUGUCUUUGAGACUAGGCGAGCGCAUUUCUCGAGGGAGAAGUGCAGUAACAUACGUCGUAGAGGUCAUAUCAGCUGAUCCUGAGGUGACUGGGACUGCACCAACAUACGCUCUCCCCGUGGAUCAACAGCUAUGCAUCAAGGUGGCUCGACCCAACCGCUGCCGCACGCUGGCGCGAGAAGCAUGGUUUUACAGCCGGCUUCGUGAUCGCACACCGUGGCGGCAAUCGCAAACAGUUGACCACGCUGCUGUUGAUGACGAUGGACAACUGCAAGGUGUCAUCGCUCCCCACUUCUAUGGCUUUUUUGCAGCCCCCAUGUCUCCCGGGCGGUUGUCCUUCCCGCCUUGGUUCAGUCAAGAUUUCGAGCCGAUGCACGCCCCGGAUUUGGGCUAUGGCUCCGUAGCGGAUGACCCAACCUGUGAUGACCCUCUACCGGAUGAUGGACCCGUUCCGGAGACGCGCAGCCUGGAUGGUGAGCAGCGAUUGGGAGGGAAAGAAUGUUCGAAGUGGGAUCAAUGGAGCCCCGACCUUGAUGCUCCCCUUUUGACUGUAAUAGUCAUGGCGCGUGGCGGCUCCACCUAUACCUACAACGACCACUCAAACGAGGCCACAAGGGAAGACGUUCUCGAGAUUCUAGACGACCUGUCUGGCGCUCUCGUUGUGCACGGUGACCUGCGUCCCGCCAACCUGGUUCGCGCUCCCGCGAGCACAGUGCUGUGCAGCCGGCACCAGCGUGUCCACCAAUGGAACAUGAUCGAUUUCGCAUGGUCCCUUCGCACCGACUACGGUAACCUCAGUAGAAGGUGGAAAGAGAGCACCAAGCAGAGUAGCGAGGGACCAGGGCAUAACAAGGACGACGUCGUUGAGAGGCGAAUCAAUCAGAUAAGGGAGACGGUUCGGAAAGUGCAGCUCAUAGGCUUAGAACACUACAGUUUCGAUUUCUAGGGAUACGUUGUGUAGAUAUAUAAUAUCAGAACACCUUCGAGUACCGAAGAGUGGCGAACAUAGUACUAGCUGUUAGCGAGUCCAGCAGAAGUCAUUCUGUGCAGCGCAUAUGUAAGAUUGUAACUACGGCUAUAGAACUUCGACCUUAUGUUAGUUUCGUGCCAGUGUAAAGCUCUCAAGUCUUGUUAUAUGACCUAGAAAGCACUAAGAGAUCAAGCAAAGCGUGUGAUGUCAGCACGAAUGAAGGCGGCUUGCUAAAAAGAUUAUGCUCCAUCAAGUCCUCGUGAAUAAUCAUUAAUC